CCGACAGUCCACAGUCAGCAGGAAGGAGAGAGGACGAGUCGGAGCAGUUUAGACCUCGUCUAGUUUCUCGCUCCCUCACAGGACCCGUCACAUGGGAACAGCCCCGCCACCUUUCUAUGCACGCAAGAGAAUGUAGCGAAUACUUUGCAGCAGUCGUCUUUCAUGAUUGUAAUACAGGCGCAUCGAUGUAGUUCCAAACAAGAUAUGUAACCCCCCCCCCCCCCAAAAAAAAAUAAGGUUUUAUUAUAUCAAGAUGCAGCCAUAAACUCACUGUCUCGCGAGGUGGAAGUUAUUUUUUUCCUUCAGUCCAACUUUUCCUGUCAAGAUGGAAAGCAGCGCUCCUUAGGACACCGGACGAGAUGGGGAAAUGGGAGCUGACAAUGAACCCAGUGCAGGAGUGGGGCGAGGAGUUCGAGGACGGAGCGGUUUAUGGGGUCACUCUGCGCCGGGAGCCCGUCCCCUCCUCCCCCGAACCCAGUGAAGAGAGUCCGUGCUGCGCUUUCGUGCAGUACCGAACCUGCAAGGUGCGGCGUCUGAAGGCUGCUACCCUGGAGCUCCUGGUGAACCACCUCCUCGACCCCGGCAGCCAGGAGCAGGACUACGGCAGGAUCUUCCUCUCCACAUACAGAACCUUCACCGGUACCUCAAAGCUCAUAGAGCUGCUGUUCCAGAGAGACAAUGCUGUCUCCGAUCUGGACAACAGUGAAUGCUACAGGAGCCCUCUGUUGGCCUUUGUCCAGACAUGGUUGGAUGAGUACAGUGAGGACUUCAGGGAUCCUCCUUUGCACCUGGCUCUCAGGCUGCUGUUGGACCACCUGAGGAUCAGCUCCGCAGUUCACAACAAUAUGCGCAGCCAGCCCAACUUCAGCUCGCUGGCUGGGCAAGCUGAGGCCCUGCUCAAGGGUUUGCAGAUAGAAGAAGUCGAGACAAAUGUGAGUCCUGCCCCGGCAGAUAUGGAGCAAGAUGAGGAGGGUUCUGGUGAUGAGGAUUCGGGAUGGGAACACUCUCUGGAUCCAGGUGGCAUCAUGGAUUUCUCCACUGGAGCCAUUGCCGAACAGCUCACCCGAACGGACUCUGCUCUGUUUGUCAAAGUGGUGCCAUACCAGUGUCUGGGCUGUGUGUGGUCGCAAAGAGACAAGAAGGAAAACAUGUCGCCAACCAUCCGAGCCACCGUUGCACAUUUCAACGCCGUUACAAACCAGGUCAUCAUGUCCCUGCUCUGCUGGCCGACAGACGCCACCUCCAGCCCCACCUCCUCCCGCCGGCCUCCCACUACACCAGCUCAAAGGGCCCGCAUCAUAGAGAACUGGAUCGGAGUAGCCCAGGAUUGUCAUUGGUUGAAGAACUUCUCCUCUCUCAAGGCGAUCCUGUCGGCCCUUCAGUCUAACGCAGUUUACAGGCUGAGGAAGACCUGGGCUGCUGUCAGCAGGGAUAGCAUGGCCACGUUUGAUAACCUCUGGGAAACCUUCCCUGAUGAGAACUGUGUUCUGACCAACAGAGAGCUCCUGGUGGAGGACGGAGGCCAAGCGACUGUGGAUAAAAUUUCUCCAAAGAUAUCCAAGCGGUGUCCGAUCCCAAGACAGAUGAGCACCUCCAGCGGAUUGGUUCCUUACCUGGGCACCUAUCUGACCAUCCUCACCAUGCUGGACACUGCUCUGCUGGACACAGUGGAGGGUGGCCUCAUAAACUUUGAGAAGAGGAGGAGGGAGUUUGAGGUUCUGUCACAGAUCCGUGUGCUGCAGGCGUCCUGCUCCCAGUACAACCUGCCCCAUCACCCCAGAAUCGCUGCCUGGCUGCGGGGACACAAGCUGCUCACCGACCAGGAGAGCUACGAACUGUCCAGAGAGCUGGAGCCUCCGUUGGACGUGUGCUCGCCGACCCCCUGGAGCCACCGCACGCUCUCAAAGAAGCUCUCCUCUCUCCUGACGGUGAGCGACGGGUCUAAAAAAGUCCCCGCGGACCAGAUCAGCGUCUCAUCCUCUGGAUCCAGUGGGUCCGAGAUGGAGGAUCUGUCCGCCCCCAACACGGCCUGCUCCAUCAGACUGCAGUGCUUCCACAGCUCUUGCAACAAUGUGUCCGAAGCCUUCUCUACCUUCUCGUCCUCCUCUUCCUCAUCCUCCCCCUGCUCCUCCGCCGCUUCCUCCACAGACUCCCCCACUCCUUCCUCCUCCUCCUCCUCCUCCUGCCGGGCUGAUCUCUGCCGCAGCGCUCGGCCGAAGCCCACGCCGGCCUCCCACCACAAGCGCUCCGUGUCCAUGACCUCGCUGCCCCUGUACAACCGCCAGGUGGCUGACUCCUGUAUCGUGCGGGUGAGCGUGGACCUGGGCCACAACAACGGCAACAUGUACAAAAGCAUCCUGUUGACCAGCCAGGACAAAACUACCCAGGUGAUCCGUAGGGCCCUGGAGAAGCAUCACCUUGAGCACAUGAACUGGCAGGACUUCACCCUGACUCAGGUCAUCUCUCAGGAACGAGAGUUGCUCAUACCCGACAAAGCCAACGUCUUCUAUGCCAUGUCCACGGUGUCGAACUUUGACUUCCUUUUGCGGCAGUUCCCCAAAGGCCAGAAGAAACCGCUGAGGGCCACGUCUAGUCUGGGACGGUACACAAAGUAGCACCUCUAGUCUCCAAACCUCGGGAGAUGAACGGAGCACACGGGACUCUCCUUGAAGAAUGGUCUUUAUUUUUAAUAGUUGUUUUUAUAACAAAAGAUGGUCCAGCUUUCUUCUUUAAGAUAAAAAAGAAGGUAAAAAUGUGACAUUUUAAUGGUAAGAGGAUGCAAAAGCACUUUAUGAAGAAGAACUCUCGCCUGGAAAAUGGAUGCUUGAAGAAACAUCUGGAUCAAAAAUGAACCCAUUCCUUGACUUUUAUUCCGGCCCACAGAUGUGUUCUCAAAUGGUUGUAAGUGCAUGGUGCUGCUAGAUGUCAACGCGUGUUUGCAUCGGUGACCUAACAUGAACGCUGAGAAAUGCCUCCCGACGCAGCUGUGCGCCAAUAAUAACCUGUGUGGUUUAAAAAAAGGGAACGGUAACGAUGAACUCCUGGGGCCGGUUGUCAGCCACUCUGGAGGCAAUAGGUGCGCCGGUGCCGUCUGUGGAGUGGGGGAGGGGGAGACGUGUACCCAGGGGGAGGUUCAGCCCCGGCUACCCGCUGGCAUCGCUGUGAUCCUCAUCGAAUGAGGCGAGCGGCCCCGACUGGUAGGUUGGCAUUCCUGUGUCGGGGUAACCAUGGCAGCAGCAGCAGAGACGUUUUUGAUGGACGGGACCGGAUGCACACGUUCAAAUGUCUCUAAAAUAAGACGACAAUAACGGUGAACAGAGUUCAGAAUCAUUUUUUUCCUCGUGUUUUGUAUUUAUUCUCACUGUGGUUAAUUUUGAUUGCACCUUCAUUUGAUUGAGCUUUGAUCAGUGAGGUAAUCGUUUUAGAGAUGCUUUGUUUUCUGAUGCAUUCUGAGGACAUUUUAAAUAUUAAUGAUGACAAUAUUUAAAAUUUCAAUAGUAAUGUCUUUUUUUUAACUUAAAUUGUAUUAAACACAUUUGGUUCAGACUUGUGAACCCUGGAUGUAGCGGCUGCUUAAGUGGCUUAAAGUUCAGAUGUAAUAAUUUCAAUGUCUCAAGAUUUCAAGACACUUGGCGCUCCAGGGACUCUUUGCGAAGAGGAGGAGUUGCACAUUGUACAGACACACUUGGUAAAAUCACAAGUUUUAUCCCUCUGAACGUCCCCCUCCGAGCGUCAGGAGCCUUGCUCAAGGGCAUAGAGGGAAGAAAAAGAGGUCUCAUUGACCUCCAUACAGAUCUGGGGCUUUGAAACAGUAAAACCUGUCUCUUAUUAAAUGCUUAUUUUCACUCUUGGGAUCCAGGAAUUAAGCGUCACAGUUGUAAAACAAAGAGAAAUAAUCGGUUUAAUAAAAACUUUUUCAGUCCUA
Anarrhichthys ocellatus (wolf-eel) is the source of this 3925-nucleotide messenger RNA. Its product is annotated as ral guanine nucleotide dissociation stimulator-like 1. Gene Ontology annotation, cellular component: plasma membrane. Bases 360 to 2615 code for a protein of 751 amino acids. The transcript is spliced from 17 exons. Gene Ontology annotation, biological process: Ras protein signal transduction. The record is from RefSeq and is a predicted model, not a curated record. Gene Ontology annotation, molecular function: guanyl-nucleotide exchange factor activity. Lineage: Eukaryota; Metazoa; Chordata; Actinopteri; Perciformes; Anarhichadidae.